AUGUUUCUUCUGAUGUUUUUGGUACAUAAAGUAGGUACUUUGAGCUGCCCUGCAAGUGAUGCUUUCCUUGUUCCACAUGAGUGGUACCAACCUGGGGACUUCGUCAUUGGUGGGAUGAUGUCCCAUAUCGUUUACCACUUUUUUAAAACGAAAUUUAGCGAACAUCCUGCUAGAACGCCUUAUGAUGUACCAAUUGUAAUCACCAAAUUUCAUCAAUACGUCCUUGCCUUGGCUUUUGCUGUGAAGGAGAUCAAUGAGGAUCCCCAGAUCUUACCUAACGUCACUCUUGGGUUCCACAUCUAUGACAGUUACCUGAAUGCGAGGAUGACCUAUCGGACCACUCUGGACAUGCUUUUCAAAUCCCAGGAAUUUGUCCCUAACUACAAAUGUGACAGCCAGAAGAAUCUCAUGGCUAUCAUUGGAGGAUUGGAUUUUGAAACAUCAUCUAAUAUGCGUGAACUUAUAGGUUUCUUCAAGAUACCACAACUAAUAUAUGGCUCAUUAGCCCAAGAUGCAUUUGAGACUAGUAAGCUCUCUUCACUUUAUUUCAUGGUCCCAAAAGAAGACCAUCAGUACAUUGGGAUUAUCCAACUGCUUCUCCAUUUCAAGUGGACAUGGAUUGGGAUUUUUGCUGUUGAUAACAACAAUGGAGAAAAUUUCUUACAGAAAAUGCAGCCCUUACUCUCACAGAAUGGAAUAUGUUCAUCAUUUGUACAAAGGCUUUCCCAACUGGUCCAUGUGGAAGAACUCGCAGGACUUUAUCAAACAGUCUCAGUUAUCUACAGUAAUAUGAUGAACAGCAAAGCCACUGCAUUUCUCGUCUAUGGAGAAUCCUGGGCAAUUAUGGGGCUAAGAGCUGUCAUAUUUAUGGUAAAUCUUGAAAGCAAAGAAACUGCAUCAUUUAGAAAGGUGUGGAUCAUGACUGCGCAGAUUGAUUUCAUAUUAUCAGGCUUUCAAGUCAGUUGGGAUCUCCAGAUGUUCCAUGGGGCGCUUUCCUUCACUGUUCAUUCAACAGCAGUUGCAGGUUUUAAGGAAUUUCUUCAGACCAUCACUCCUCUUUCAGUCUCCAGAGAUGGGUUUUUGAAGGAUAUUUGGGAACAAUCAUUUGAUUGCUCAUUUCCAAAACCAGAAUUACAAGAAAUGGAUAGUAAGCCGUGCAAUGGGAAGAAGAAGUUAGAAGAUCUUCCUUCGCCUUUGUUUGAAAUAGAAAUGACUGGCUACAGCUACAGUGUCUACAAUGCUGUUUAUGCUGUGGCUCAUGCUUUGCAGGCUCUGUACACGUUACGUUUCAAUAGAAAAAAAACUAUGAUGGCUGGGGAGAGAGUGUUCCUGAAUGAGAAAGGGGAAGCGACAGGUGGAUUCGAUAUCACCAACUUGAUCACUUUUCCAAACAGAUCCUUUCAGAGAGUUAGAGUUGGAAAGAUGGAUCUCCAGGCUCCAAAGUGGAAAGAAUUAUUCAUGGAUGAAGAUGUGAUUGUCUGGAACUCAGCUUUUAAUCAGGGUCUUCCAUUGUCUCGGUGCAAUGACCCUUGUUUCCCUGGAUCCUGGAAGAAAGGGAUCGAGGGGGAUCAGUUCUGCUGCUAUGACUGUGUUUCAUGCCCAGAAGGGAAGAUUUCAAAUCAAAAUGAUAUGGAUGACUGUUUUGAAUGUCCAGAAGAUCAUUAUCCAAAUAAAGAAAAGAAAGACUGUAUUCGAAAACAGGUGGUGUUUCUAACCUUUGAAGAAUCUUUAGGAAUUGGUUUGGCCUCAAUUCCAGUUUGUUUCUUCUUCUUGACAUCUUGGGUGCUUGGAACUUUUAUUAAGCACAGGAAUACCCCCAUUGUCAAAGCCAACAAUCGGUCCCUCACCUACACCCUGCUUGUCUCUCUUCAGCUCUGUUUUCUCUCCUCUUUGCUCUUUCUCAGCCAACCUGGCAAAGUGACCUGCCUUCUCCGACAAUCAAUGUUUGGGGUCACUUUCUCUGUGGCCAUUUCUAGUGUUCUGGCUAAAACCAUCACUGUGGUUGUGGCUUUCAUGGCCACUAAACCAGGAUCUCAGAUGAGGAGAUGGGUGGGGAAAAGAUUGGCUUUUUGUACUGUCCUUUUUUGCUCUCUCUUACAAGUAUGUAUUUGUAUUCUUUGGUUGUCAACAUCUCCCCCAUUCCCUGAGUUGGACAUGCACUCAGUGCUCCAGGAAAUGAUUUUACAAUGCAAUGAGGGGUCAGCUUUCUUCUUCUACUAUGUCUUGGGCUAUAUGGGUAUCUUGGCCAUCGCCAGCUUAAUGGUGGCUUUUCUUGCCCGUAAAUUACCUGACAGCUUUAACGAAGCCAAGUUCAUCACUUUCAGCAUGUUGGCCUUUUGCAGUGUGUGGAUCUCCUUCUUUCCAGCCUAUCUGAGCACAAAAGGCAAAGCCAUGGUAGCUGUGGAGGUCUUCUCCAUCUUGUCCUCCAGUGCUGCAUUACUGGGAUGCAUAUUCCUUCCAAAAUGCUACAUCAUUGUUUUCCAUCCUGACCUCAACUGCAGGGAGCAACUCACAAAGAGAAAUUAG
Ahaetulla prasina is the source of this 2526-nucleotide messenger RNA. Its product is annotated as vomeronasal type-2 receptor 26-like. NCBI's taxonomy places the organism in Eukaryota, Metazoa, Chordata, Lepidosauria, Squamata, Colubridae. Gene Ontology annotation, cellular component: membrane. The transcript is spliced from 6 exons. The record is from RefSeq and is a predicted model, not a curated record. The coding region runs from base 1 to 2526 and encodes 841 amino acids. Gene Ontology annotation, molecular function: G protein-coupled receptor activity. Gene Ontology annotation, biological process: G protein-coupled receptor signaling pathway.